AUGGGAAGUCUUGGGACAACUACAUCGCCGCCGAGGAAGAUUGACCUGGUUGGCACGCCACGAGAAAUUGGUGUCGAGCAUGGUCGGCAGCUUCGGCAGGAAAUCCGAGGUCAAAUCGGAGUAUACGAAGCCAUGUUCCAGCAGACAUCGAAGCUGGAUUGGCAAGCGGUCAAAGAGGUCUCCAAGGCGUAUGCCUUGACCAUACAGCAACUGGCUCCAGACGUCUACACUGAAAUAGAAGGUAUUGCUGAAGGAGCAGAGCUCGACAUUCUGGACAUCGUUGCGCUCAACGCAAGAAGCGAGAUCGCGCUAGGCUUGUUCUCUGAUGGAUGCUCAAGCCUCGGCUGGAAGCGACAAAAUGAUGUGCUCCUCGCUCAAAACUGGGACUGGACUACCAGAGUCAAGCAGAACUGCUGUCUGAUGUCCAUCAAGCAGGAAAAUAAGCCGGCCAUCUGGAUGGUAACCGAAGCUGGGAUCGUCGGUAAGAUCGGCUUCAACUCGGCAGGCGUUGGUACUUGCCUCAAUGCAAUUCGAGCGAAACCCAUCGAGCCUACCAAGCUACCAAUCCAUAUUGCAUUAAGGGUCUGCCUUGAUAGCAAAACGAAGGCAGAGGCGAUCGCCCGAAUGAAGGACCUCGGUGGGGUCGCGUCCGCACAGCACAUUUUGAUAGCCGAUGCCGAUGGGCCACUGAGUCUGGAGGUGUCACCCAAAGGCGACGUUCAGAUUGAGCCGGACGCCAAUGGCCUUGUCUGCCACACUAAUCAUAUGAUCGAGAACAAACUCAUGUACGAACCACCAUGGCUGGCAGGCUCGCCUGUCAGACUGGACAGGAUCCGACAGCUGUCAUCCAAGCUGGCUGCUAGCGGGACGGCUAUAGAUGGCGAAGUGCUGCGCGGUCAGGUCUUCUCAGACACGUUCAACGCGCCGCAAGCAAUCUGCUGUCAAGAAGACCCAAAGAGGCCAAUCGAAACCCGAAGCAGUACCCUAUUCAACAUAGUCAUGAAGCUGGGAGCCGGGAAUCCUUCUGCAGAGGUUGUCUGGGGCCAGCCCGGCAGCGGCAAAGAAGGUGAGGUACUACACAUGCCCUGGUAG
Messenger RNA from Cyphellophora europaea CBS 101466, 1092 nucleotides. RefSeq lists its product as uncharacterized. NCBI's taxonomy places the organism in Eukaryota, Fungi, Ascomycota, Eurotiomycetes, Chaetothyriales, Cyphellophoraceae. The record is from RefSeq and is a predicted model, not a curated record. Bases 1 to 1092 code for a protein of 363 amino acids. The transcript has a single exon.